Saccostrea cuccullata (small rock oyster) is the source of this 2622-nucleotide messenger RNA. RefSeq names its product headcase protein-like. NCBI's taxonomy places the organism in Eukaryota, Metazoa, Mollusca, Bivalvia, Ostreida, Ostreidae. The transcript has a single exon. The record is from RefSeq and is a predicted model, not a curated record. The coding region runs from base 144 to 1658 and encodes 504 amino acids.
GAGUAUCAACAAAAACAAGCAAUCUCGCCGGCAGAUGGAAGCGGCCGGUAUGUGUAUUUGAAUGUUUCGUGGUAAAAGAAGAAUUUUGUGUCUGUGACAGUUGCAUAUUUUAAUGAAAUACAAAAGUUUAUGCUGUAUAGAAGAUGCCGCACCAAAAGCAUUACAAAAAUCAAAGAGGAAAAAGGGAGGAUACGAAUAACAACGUGCAGCAGAUUGGCCAUGACAGAAACGCCAACGUGCACGCUGCUCGAAAUGGAGACCAGCAAACUCACGUAGCGUGCUGCACGCCGUCUACCUGUCUCACCCCGGACGAGUUGAUAGACACGAGCGACCCAGGGGAUGCGGUAAGAGUUUAUUGCAAUAAUGACCAGUGUACAAUGGGAAUUUGGAUGCAUGGCAAUUGUUUUAUUGACUGGGAGGAAACUGUUUUGGCGUAUCUGAAGUCGUGCGGGCGAGCUCGAAGCUGGAGCGAAAAGCAACGUUUACAGAACCUGUGGACCAAAAAAGGGUACGAUCUCGCAUUUAAAGCCUGCGAUUGUAAAUGUGGCCGUGGUCAUAUCCGAAAGGACCUGAACUACGUGCCGCCACCCAAACCUGUAGACAAUGCCUUGAAAAGCAAGAAAAAGCAUAAGAAAAAGAACGACAAGCCUAUAGCCGUCGUAAGCAACGGAAAACCGGGCCACACCUCAUCUGUCAACUCCAGCCAUGGUCCGUCGGCUCCCGUCAAUAUAAACCACAUCAACAACAUAAACAACAAUACCGUUAUAGCAACCAGCCCAAGCAACAGCAGCAACUCGACCUUUAGCUCUAGUCUUCCGGCCAGAAGCAGCCCCAUCAACACACCUCUUGUUAAUGGAUUUGCACACAUGCGUCUACGUACCAACAGCUGUGAGAGUACAGUCAGUACAGGCAGCUCGCCCCCAAAUUCAGCGGGAUCAACUGGAUCCGCCUCUCCUAUACCACAGUCACCCGUGGUCAACGGCAAUUUUAUGUUUUCAAAACAGCAGAAGCCGAAGUAUGACAACCCAUCGGAAAGCUCGCUUCAAGCCGGGGCAUACUUCCGUCGCCGAGUCGACAUGUCAGCGUUCAACAUUCUACCAAAACACAAGCAAAACCCGUACCAUAUAAAGAUGGAAGAAGAUAGCCAGGGAAAUGACGAGACCAGGUCGUUUGUCCUAACCCAUCUAAGUUCGUACAAAGUUAGUUCCCUCAACUGUGUGUUGUGCAAAACGGUUCUACCAGUGUUCGAUCGCUAUCCAAUGAUCGACGGUACGUUCUUUCUGUCUCCGCAAGCCUACGACGAAAGCGUCGUUCGCGUCAUAUCAGACGGACGCCUACAAUUCAUCAACGCUGUCUGCGUGAGUUGUUUGGAAGGCGGUUCUGAUAUAUGCUGCGCCGCAUGUAAGAGGAAAUGGGAUGGAAGUACUCUACUUUUAGGCACAAUGUAUUCUUACGACAUCUUUGCUGCCAUGCCAUGUUGCCAGAAGCGACUGACGUGCAAGCAUUGCAGACGAGCCGUUGUUGACGUCAACACGGGAUUGUCGUUCUAUAGCGAAUACAGCCGCAUGAUAACAUGUCCUUACUGUAAAGCGUACGACUAUCAUUUCAUUCGUCCAAUGUCGGACACCUUCAUUGUCAAGCAGCCUAUAUGGAAUUGAACUCUAGCAUCUCCGUAGAAUUUAUACUCUAACAACAAACUUUAUUGCAAUAUUAUCCACGUUUUUAGUUACCUUUUUGUCCAUUUUUUCCCCAUGCGUAACAACACAACUUUUUUAUUUUUAUUUUGGAACAAGGAAGAGUUCGGAUUGCUCUACGGAGAGGCAUAAACUGUAGAAUAGAGGAGGACUUUGUAGGAUGUAUUUUGUAUAGGAUAUCGGUUUUGUCAUAGACCCCCCACAAGCAAGGGGGAUUGGAGAGACGUGUUUUCCUUUACAAUAUUAUUUGGUGCAUACUGAAUAGUGCUAAUUGGAUUUUGUGUCAUAGUGUUAUAUAUCUAUCAUGUACAACUUUGUUUUUUUUCACAUUUUGCUGUGACUAUUUUUCUUUUAUGUCGGCAAUGACUAUUUGAAAAAAAGUGCCUACUUCUCGUAAUGCUGAUUUGGUGCAACGCCAGGAUUACGUAUUCAGCAAAUGGCUUCAUCUUUCUGUGCGUUAAUAUUUUCCAACAAAUUUAUUAAAAUUUUGCAGAUUUCUGAACUUAGAAACACUAUUACUGCUGGCGAAAAUGCAACUUUAAAAUAUUGAAAUGCUUUGGGAAAAAAGUAUGCGGACAGAUAAAUCGCGUCUGACGGUAAAGUUCAAUUUGUACGCAUGUAUAUUUUGGAAAUUGAAUACUAGUACUUCGCUAGGCAGCAUUUUUUUCUAUAUAUAUUAUAUUUAUAAGAAGUAUAUUGUGUACACAUAUUGUAUUUUUUCUGAGAUUCAUUGCCGGAUGUGGGAUGAAUUUUUAGGAUUACAUUUGUGGACAUUAAGACUUCGAAUGAACUUAAUAGCUGAUCAUGUUGUUUCUUAUUAUAAAUGACAUCGUUAACGGCGAGAAACGUUUUUGGUAAAUGGCAUUCAUUUCACAAUAUGUUUUCUACUGUAUGUUAUUUUUUAAUAAUUAAAUGUAAACAACAAAAA